Sander lucioperca (pikeperch) is the source of this 2233-nucleotide messenger RNA. RefSeq names its product fibronectin type III domain containing 5b (gene fndc5b). The record is from RefSeq and is a predicted model, not a curated record. Gene Ontology annotation, molecular function: protein binding. NCBI's taxonomy places the organism in Eukaryota, Metazoa, Chordata, Actinopteri, Perciformes, Percidae. The coding region runs from base 382 to 1005 and encodes 207 amino acids. The transcript has 6 exons.
AGAGAGAGUCAUUAGCUGUGGCGGCACGUUGCACUUGCAGCACUUGCGCACGCUCAGCUCACCUCUCCGCUUAGAGAAGCUUCUCCACGCCGCCGCUCCGUCACCAGCCGCCGGACCGGUGGUCCGAGGGCCGUCGCUGAGGCUCCACCGGCACCGAGACAAACGAACACGGUACCGAACACCACCACCCCGCUCCACUCCUCUCAACCCUCCUCCUCUCGGUGUUGUUGCGCUUCUGCUGCAGCGUCCAAGUUCAGGUGAGCCUCGUCACCGGCACAACAAGUCCUCUCUCCGGUACUGGGAUGCUUGCUCAUUCCCGUUAAAUGUGAUGUUCUAAAUGGGCCGCGCAGGAUGUGAAGCCUCGCUAGAAGAAGCAGGAGGAUGGCUAGACCAGGCUUGUCUGCGGCGGUGCUGCUGCUCCUGCUGGGCUUCCUCUCGGUGUCCUCCGUUCAUGCUGACACCCUGCUGUCAGCUCCACUCAAUGUGACCAUCAGAGAGAUUGAGGGAAACUCCGCCAUUGUCACGUGGGAAAUCUUGGAGGGGGACCCCGUCAUUGGAUUCGCCAUCACUCAACAGAAGAAGGAUGUACGCAUGUUGAGGUUCAUCCAGGAAGUCAACACCACCACGCGCUCCUGUGCAUUGUGGGAUCUGGAUGAGGACACGGAGUACAUCGUUCACGUUCAGAGCAUCAGCAUGGGAGGCAGCAGCCCCGCCAGUGAGCCGGUCCUCUUCAGAACGCCCAAAGAGUCGGAGAAGAUGGCGUCCAAGAGCCCAGACGAGGUGACGAUGGAGGAGUUUGGUCAGGAUGCUCAGCUGAGAGCUGGAGAACUCAUCAUCAUUGUAGUGGUGCUCGUCAUGUGGGCAGGGGUGAUUGUCCUGUUUUGUCGUCAGUAUGACAUCAUCAAAGACAACGAGCCCAACAACAACAAGGACAAAGCCAAGAACUCCUCAGAGUGCAGUACUCCAGAGCACCCACAGGGGGGGCUACUGCGCAGCAACGUCUAAGACCAGCCCUGCAUAGCCUUGUGCAAUAACCAACUCCUCGAACCUCAGGACAGUUCAGUAAAUUUGUUUCCUCCAGAGCCUGAGACCAACAGAAAGCCAUUCUCAGACACCAUUGUACUGAAGAACCGAUAAACCAGUACAGGAACUCUUCUCUACACAAUGAAGAACUCUUCAAAAACAAUGGACACAAAUCUGAACUUGCAUAAUCAAUGGCUGCAACCAGGAAACAGAAGAGGACAAACCUACUUUUACCUUUGUUGUGACCAAAACUGGACUGUAGCCAAUGAGCGGACAGCCAAAUAAUACACAAGACACAAAAUGUCUGUCAGUCAAAGCAUGGGAGGGGACGUCAUAUCCUCUUGACAAGAACUGCUUGAUUCAUACGUUCUGGUUACUCUUCAUCAGUAGCAUCGAAUCCCAAGAGCGGAUCAUCAGACUUCUUUUUUUUUUCCAACUUCAGGUUUGUAUCACUGGUCAGAGAAAGCAGAAAUGUAAGUUGCUUCGUAAGAAUAGCUGGUCCUUCAGGUCCAGGAAUUAGUCAGCACACAACUAAACAAGCUAAGCUCUGUUUUAAACCAAGGACUUUCUCUUUUUCUAUCUCUCCAUCCACAGUCUCUCCUUUCUGUCUUUAUUACUGCCCUUUGUGUAGCAGCUCAUCUCUCUCCCUGUCUAUCUGUGUCGGUGUCUCUCUAAUAAGCACAUUGACGUUUGGUGCUCCUCCUAUUGUGAUUGUUUGAGCCCUCACAAUCCCAGUCAGUAUCAUUUUGUUAUUGGGUUAGAAAUAUUGCACGUUGAGUCUUGUCUCCUGCCUUUCUCUCUUUGUGUCAUCAGUUAAAUGAUGCAUCUGUUAUUCUCUCCUUUCUGAACUGGAACCUUAAAGCCCUUGUCAGUUCGGGGAUAAAAUAUGACACUUUUCUUUAUUUAUUUUUUACAGUGCACCAUAUGUUCCUUAUAUGAGUUGGAUGACAAAUAAAUACAUCCAUGAUUCAGAAAAAGUUCCAACGAUUGACCAGGCAAGCUCUCAUCACAGUGGUGUCUCGCUUAAAAUCUAAAUUUUACAACUUCCAGGUUUGAAAGCCAGAAGUUUACUCAUGUGUCAAACUUUGAAUAGACUGGCAUCGCUGGGAAAUGAUAAUGAUGAUUUAGGUUCAAAUUUAGGUUUAUUGUUCAUCACUACAUAUUCAGCACCAUAUGCUACCUAUGGUCUGCAAUAGAAUGUGCAGGUAAU